AUGUAUAAAACUACUAUUUUAAUUAUAUUUUUAAUUAGUUUAAGCAGUUUUAUCAAUGAAUGCAUUACUUUAGCGAAUGUAUGUAAGGACAUAUCAAGUAAAUCAGUAUAUCUGCAAUUAAAAUCAUAUUUAUUUUGUGAUUACGAUGCUGAUGUGCGCCCAGAAAAUAACAAAAAAAAGACCACAAGUAUUGAAAUAACUGUAAUGCCGAAAAUAAUUGAAUUUAAUGAUGCAACGAACAUUCUUGAUGUACAUUGUUGGACAGCAAUGAAUUGGACCGAUCCUUAUUUAACCUGGAAUCCCGAUGAUUUUGAAGGGUUAAAUUCUCUAUACAUUUCAAGUAACGAUGUAUGGGUGCCAGAUAUAAUUGUUCAUAAUUCAGGUGAUGCGAAUGAUAAUGCAAAAAGUAUUCCAGAGACUACUUGCGGUCUAAACAGCAAUGGUGGAAUAUUAUGUAUACCAGCUAUAAAAUAUACAGCGCACUGUGAUACUGAUUAUACUCAUUAUCCCUACGACAUUCAAAAUUGUACGAUAGAAUUGGCAUCUUGGUCUUAUAGUUCUGAUGAAAUUUUGCUACUAUUAUCUCAUGGGAUUGUGAUGACAGACUUUACACCAAACAACGAAUGGAAAAUUUUAAAAUCUAGUAUUAUAUACAAGAUUCAAGAUUUCAAAAUGAAUAAUUCUCAUACUUCGCUUAUAUAUAUUAUCCAGUUUAUAUUACAAAGGCGGGGUGCUGGUAUACAUAUAGUUUAUAUAGUUCCAGCUAUAAUUUUAAUGGUAAUGACAUUAUCUGUAUUAUGGUUAGAUUGUCAUUCAACUGAACGCAUGAUAGUGGCUUACAUUAGUUUUAUUUGCCAUUUAAUUUGUAUACAAGAUUUAUAUGCAAUUAUUCCUCAUAACGGCGCUGCUUUACCAAAUAUUCUGCAAUUUUACGAAAACUCAUUUUUAUUGAUGGCCGGGACUUUAAUAAUAACUGCUCUACUGCGGGAAGUACAAAAUUCAUCAAUUUUAGCCCCGCAAUGGCUUACUUGUACAACAUCAUUAAUCCUGCAGAGUAAAUUUGGUCAAGUUCUCCUACUGAGUAUUCUUGAUCCAAAAGCGUCAGCCUUCUUAGAAACGUCAGCUGAUGAUCGCACUGAUCUAAUGCACGCAAAGAAAAACUUAACUUGGAGUUACGUAAUUCUGCUACUUGGCUGGUUAACUUUCAUUUCCGUAUUAUUUACGUAUAUAAUAAUGCUUGUAAUUCUUUUACCAACUAGAAUUACUUCUAUAACUUAGACUAAUAUAUACAUUUAAAUAAUUAUUGAUAGGAUUUAUAAACAUAAAUUGA
This is a messenger RNA of Ceratosolen solmsi marchali, 1330 nucleotides long. Its product is annotated as neuronal acetylcholine receptor subunit beta-4-like. Gene Ontology annotation, molecular function: extracellular ligand-gated monoatomic ion channel activity; transmembrane signaling receptor activity. The record is from RefSeq and is a predicted model, not a curated record. Gene Ontology annotation, biological process: monoatomic ion transmembrane transport. Bases 1 to 1278 code for a protein of 425 amino acids. Lineage: Eukaryota; Metazoa; Arthropoda; Insecta; Hymenoptera; Agaonidae. The transcript is spliced from 7 exons. Gene Ontology annotation, cellular component: membrane.